CAAAAAACACAACACAACACACCAUGACAUGACGCCGCCUCUCCUCUUCCUCUUCCUCUUCCCCUUCCUCUUCCGUCUACGAUCCCUUCUGUAACUGGUACCUUCCUUCUUCUUGAUGCUCGUCGCUUCUUAGCUGGUUGGUUUGGUUGUAUUUUGGCUUUUCGUUUCAUGCUUUGCUUUCCUCCUCCAGUUCUAUCGAAACUUCAAUCCCAAAACUCCCACAUUCUCAUUGCAUCAUCAUAUUCCUUUGAUUUGUUGGAUUUGAUUUUUAAUAUUUUGUUUCUGUUCCUCCACUCCUUUGACGACGUCUAGGAUUUUUUUUAAGGAAAAAAGAAAGCGUUUUUUUUUUCAAAGGUUUGAGAGUGGAGAUUCAAUGAUUCUUCAUCAUCAUUUUCUUCUUCGUCACAGACUUAGAAUAUACCAAUUUCGUUGAUUUUUUUUUUUUAAAAUUAAAAACGAAAACCCAAAACAAAGAUUCAAUUUCUUUCUUUUUAUUAUUCUAUUCAUUUUUUGUUUGUUUUGUGUAUCACGAAGAAAAAACCUAUAUAAGAAGUGGGUUGAUAAGGGGCUAAGGUUCAUAGUUGUUGUGGUGACAACUGGGAAGGAUGAGAGCGAGAGUGAUAGUGUUUCCUGUUAGAGGGAGGAACUGGUGCUUCAGCAGAUCCAUUGAGCCUCUGGUUUCAGACUCUGCCUCUCAUAUUCCUUCAACUUUCAAAGACCUCUGGAAAAAGCUCUCUUUCUCUUCCAAUACCAAUGCCAAUGCCAACCCUUUUGCUGCCAACGCUGAGCUCCUCGUUGAUUUUGUCUCUACCAAGAUGAACAAUGCCUGGAUGGGGCUGGAGAAGGCGCCUCAGGGAACUUUUAAAAACAAGCUUCAUGGGUUGGGAUUGAAGCUGUUAGCUCGCGUUAAGCCUUCUGAGAUUUUCCUGAAAUCAAUCUCUAAUGAGAUAACGGGUGUUGAAGUUACAUACCCUUCAAGCUUAAAUGCACGGCUUGUCCGCAGGAGGUUACGACAUAUAGCUAUGAGGGGAUCUAUCAUACACAAAAAGUACUUAUAUGGUUCGUUUACGUUGCUUCCUCUGACAUCUGCAUUUACUGUUUUGCCUUUGCCUAAUAUUCCCUUCUUUUGGUGUUUAUUCCGUACUUACUCUCAUUGGCGAGCUCUACAGGGAAGUGUGAAGCUCCUUCAGCUAGUCUCAGAUAGCCACGACACUCCCAAUUCUACUAUCGAUGGAAAUCAAACUGAGCACAUUAAAUCACACGGACGCAAAAAGAUACAUGAUUCUCCAUGGGUUUUGCAGCCGUCUAAAAAACUUGAGGAACUUCUUCAUCAUGGAGAUGAGCAAGACGGUCUGAAAAAACCUGCUAUAUUAGAUAUCUGCAAAACCUUUGAAUUGAACGCUAAUGAUGUUCUGAAAUACAGAGAUUCAAUGUAGUUACAUAUUUGUUUUCCAUAUGCAAUGUAGCAUCACAUUCGCUAGCGAAAAGCAAUUUCAUCUUCAGUUUUUUUUCUUUAUUUGUUGGAAUAAUUGGGCAAUGCCAGUGGAAAAUUUUGAGUUAUGAGGACUGAGAAUUUCUACUGUGAAGUUUACCUCUUCUAAUGGUGCUUGGAAAAAUGCACCAGAUUAUAAAGUUUACCUC
This is a messenger RNA of Prunus mume (Japanese apricot), 1641 nucleotides long. Its product is annotated as K+-H+ exchange-like protein. The record is from RefSeq and is a predicted model, not a curated record. Gene Ontology annotation, cellular component: mitochondrial inner membrane. Lineage: Eukaryota; Viridiplantae; Streptophyta; Magnoliopsida; Rosales; Rosaceae. Gene Ontology annotation, biological process: potassium ion transport; proton transmembrane transport.